Molecule: messenger RNA, 1699 nt
Organism: Austrofundulus limnaeus
Lineage: Eukaryota; Metazoa; Chordata; Actinopteri; Cyprinodontiformes; Rivulidae
Gene: msgn1
Product: mesogenin 1
Exons: 1
Coding region: 770-1207 (145 amino acids)
Biological process (GO): mesoderm formation; regulation of transcription by RNA polymerase II
Cellular component (GO): nucleus
Molecular function (GO): DNA-binding transcription factor activity, RNA polymerase II-specific; protein dimerization activity; RNA polymerase II cis-regulatory region sequence-specific DNA binding
Source: RefSeq, a predicted model, not a curated record
CAAUCUUAAGCAUUUAAUAUCUAUGAAGAGCUUCUAUUCUCCCAUGGCUCCUUGACAAGCUGCACAGACCUAAAGGGGAAGGGGGUACACCCGCUAAACUAGUGGUUUUACAACCCAGCAGUGUUGGUCCCCCCCUUGAUCACAGUGAAGCUUCACACCCUUUCAGACAUGAAAGGUCUGGCAGGAGCACCGGUGACAGCUGCAUCCUCUAUUUUAACAGCAUCCCAGUCCAAAAGUGGCAGCUCUUUAUUCUUAACUUUACAAGAAUGAAACAYUGAGAGGUUUUACUAUGUUGUGUAAAGCUGCAGCUGAAGUCACUUAAGCGUUUUUAAACCAAGUCUACAUCAGCUCCAGUUUGGUUUGUGACUCUCCUGGUUUUGCUCUUCGGUAUGAUUCAUGGUUUUUAUUUGUAUUUCAGUCUGAAGACGCGCGCAGGCCUGACUUGCCGGUGUGAAGUUCUGUURAAACAAGCAGCCUUCAUUAGACAGAUCACAUCAAACUGACAAUUGACUCCGUGCAGACUUUAAAGAGAAAUUUCCCACAACAGGAAUUUAAUUAUUUUUCUUUCCAUCACAUUAUCCGUCUGUUUGGCCUUAUUCACACCACGGUGAGAACUAAUGACGUCUUUGGGAAGGUCGCGUUUUUUGGCACUUGGGUUCUUUGAACUUUUUUUCCCCCUUCUUCCCACGCCUAAUCUCUGAACCCAUAAACGUUUUUUCUCCUAUUUAACCCUACGUUACUAAAAUGACUUUCACUCAUUUCAGCCUUUAUGCCAGUCUCGCUGCGCGCGCAGACGUCUGCCAUGGAUCUGGACGAUGUCACGGUUAAAUUGCUGUCUGAAUGGGAGCGCUUGAAUAGUGACUCUGGACACGGUCAAGAGCCUCUUCGGUCCCUCUCCCCGGAGAUCUGCUACCCCGGCGACCGUCACGACAUCAAGGAUUUCUCGUUUGGUUUUGCGCGGCGGCGCAGCGGCGCGACUCCAGCGGCGCAAAGGCAAAGCAAGUCCAAGAUGUCCGCGAACAGGCGCAUGAAGGCCAGCGAGAGGGAGAAGAUGCGGAUGAGGAGCCUCGCAGAGGCUUUGCACCAGCUCCGGGACUACCUCCCGCCGGACUACAGCAAGAGAGGCCAGCCCCUGACCAAGAUCCAAACUCUCAAAUGCACCAUAGAAUACAUCAACACUCUCGCGGACAUGCUGAGCCGCGCGUAACGGGCGCAGGAUGGACCACUUUUACGCACCGGAUCAUCUCUGGAACAGAGUCCCUCUCACAAUAACCCGAAUUCUUUUAUGCUUUCCUUAUACGUUUUUUUUUUUGUCUUGAUGUAAGCAUUGUCAGGACUUGUUACUGUAUAUGAGGCUGCCCUUUUGAAAUUAUGAUUUUAGUAGUUUAUUGUGAAACUCUCUAGAAGUGUAAUUGUGGAUGUUUUCUCUCACGUUUGUUUUUCUAUAGUGCCUAAUAGUUAAGUUUUUAAACAAUGAACAAUGAACCUGAAUUGCGUUUAAGUUCUCUUGAACACGUCUAAAAGUGUUAAAUGAAUUUCACACAUACAAAAAUAUUUCAGUCCAUGUAUGCUUUGUGGGUUAAUUGUUUUUUUUUUUGUCUCUUUUUUUUCAUUUAUCAUUUUCUCAAUGUGUUAUUAAUAAAACUGUUUGUGUUGAAUCUGUGACCUUGUUAAUAAACCAAAUGUUUUAAAUGAUGAA